Bactrocera oleae (olive fruit fly) is the source of this 3475-nucleotide messenger RNA. RefSeq lists its product as uncharacterized. The record is from RefSeq and is a predicted model, not a curated record. NCBI's taxonomy places the organism in Eukaryota, Metazoa, Arthropoda, Insecta, Diptera, Tephritidae.
AUGGGUCGGUCCAGUUCCAAACUGCUGGAAAUACCCAACAAUCCUCUGGAGGAGUUGCAAUUAGAGGAGCGUAAGCGUGAGCAACGCAAACGCAAACAAGAAAAGCAACUAAAAAAAAUCGCCAAAUUACAAAAGAAACAAGCGAAGAAGACAAAGCGCAAAAGCAAACAGAGCAAGGACGCCGAAAAGCAGACUUCAAUUACGACGAAACACGCAAGUGGCGUUACGAAGCGCACGAAUAGUCUGAAUUCGCAGAGUACUAGCUAUGAAAUCAAUAAAGAGGAGCUCAAUCGACAAAUCGAGCAACAAAUACAAAAUCAUUUGGAUAGUGAUCUCUGCACGUUCAUCAUGAAUCAGGUGGCGUUGACGUUGCAGUUUUUCGGGAACUACGAGAAUGAAUUGGCAAACAUUUCUGAGGAAUUGUUGCAAAGAGAAGAUUUGAAUCAAUCUCGAGGAGCAUUCCAUACUCUUAUCAACGCAUUGGAUGCUGCUGUCUCCAAGUGGAUGCAAUAUAAGCCAGUCCACGGUCGAAAACACAAUUCUCAACCGCUCCAGCCGCUGGCAAUGUAUGUGAUAUUCGAAAAUAUCGAUAUAGCGCGACCGAACGAUGCGAAUUACGAUUCAAUUUCACCACUUUGCAAAGUUGAUUUAGACACAGAUUUUAUAUACAACGCCUGUAACGAGGACUACGUAGAAAUGCUACGUGAGACGAAAUGGAAAGGCUAUGUACGGCUGAAAUUACGCGAAGAACCAAAAACCCAACGCAUUGGGGCUACCGAUGGCGAUGUGUAUACGGACGGCAGUUCGGGUUAUAGCACGACGAGUGCCUACAGUCUAAAAGUCAAGCAAUCACCAGAAUCUGUUUAUGACUACACCUACAUAGCGCAUUUGAAUACACAUCAUCCGUUGUCUGAGCUAAAGAUGCAAAGCCGUGGUAACUACAAAUUGAAUGCCAAAGUCUUGCCGGACUCAUGUGUGUCCAAUUUGAGACAGUUCGUUGAACCGUUAAAUGCUGAAGACAGCGAUGACGAUGAUGACGAUGAAGAAGAAACUGAGUCAGAGUCCAAUGAUGAAGACAGCGCUGAUGAAGGUUACAACGUCGUGCAAAGGAGAGUGUAUGAGAAGACACGCUACCGAGAUGUCGAGACAUUGGAGGCCAUACGUUUAUAUAAGUUGGAGCAGGAACGACGUCAGGUUCUGAUGCAGCAAUGUUAUCUUAACUCCAAAGAAUUUAUGCGUUAUUUUGGUGAGUUGGUACGUCAACAGCUUGCCGAUCGCUUACAAAUAUUUCCCGAAGAAUUGGACGAGGGCACAUAUCGCGGUUCAUCGAUCUACACAAAAUACUUUGAACUCAUACCCGCUAUUUAUGUGGCGCAUAAUGCACAACACUGGCCCGACUGUGCCUUUCAAUUUCGCAUACGUGAGCGACCCGUCUCUAUUAAUCCACUAACUGGACAGCAAUUUCAAUGGCCAACGCGUUCGAUGAUCAGGCGUAUCGAAACAUUUGGCUUUCAUGUCAUACCCAUUGGUUAUGCGCCCAAACGACAACGGAACCCAUUUCGUGAGCUCGAAUGGCGUAUUGUUUUUCCGAAAGCCGAACGCUACUUGGAGCAACAUUUGACGAGUACACAGGUCAAGGUAUUCAUGAUGACCAAGGCUUUGGUGAAGACUUUUGUCGAACCACAAGAGAAACAUAAGGCGCUCUCGUUUAUAAUGGAACAUCUGCGUAUGCAUCUCUUCUGGGAAUGCGAGCGUAAUUACACUGGCUGGCCGGAGGAGUACCUGGGUGAGGUGCUAUUGCGUUUCAUCAGCACAUUUAUGCAGCGAUUGCGCGAAAAGUGUUUGAAGGACUUCUUUAUUGAAGAACGUAAUCUCUUCGAGAGCAUACCAGAAUACUCUUUGGUCAUGUUAUUCUCAAUACUAACAGAUAUUGUCGCAAAUCCUUUGAUGCAUCUAAUGGUGGCGCUUAAAAAUUUACAAUUUGAAGAGCAUUUCUUUCCAAAAUUGAAUUUUAAGAAGAUAUUUGAAAAUCUCUCCGAAAAUAAUAUGUUGAAAUUGAAAAUACAAGCUAAAAAUUCGCGGAGUCUAGUCGGUUUAGAUGCGGCAGAGGAUGAACCGAUACUCUUACAAGAUGAAGGUGCAAAGGGUUUGGUCGGCAUGAAGCAACAUCGCGAAAAGACUAACGGUAAAUUAAGAAGGAAAACUCAUGUGAUGCGACACAAUAUUGAAAUGAAGAAGAAGCAAGAAUAUGAACGGCGACGCUUGUCAGAGGAGUCCAUAGACAUUGAGUUUUUCUUUCGACGCAAUAUAAAAAACUCCCAUUUGAAGCACCUCAAUCAGGGUGUUGAAAAUUUACGACGCACAAAUAUACUCGAAAUAAUCAUUGACCAUCUAAUAGCGAUGACCGAAAAGGCAAUGGAGUUUCGUGUUUUAUAUUUGGCUAAAACGUUUUUGAUACACGCGAGGCGACUCUGCAAAUUCUACCACAACUAUGGUUGCGAUAUGAGUGCUAGAGAGUACCUCACCACCAUCGGUAGUAUAGAGGAGGAGAUUUCUGGCUUACAGAUGAACGAAGAUUUUACAAAUUUACCGCCAACUUUGCCGAUACGCACAAGUACCAAAGAAGUCUUCGAGCAUUUAGAGAGCGUGCGUCGUACCGUAAGAGUGGACAUUGAAGUAACGCACUGUAAAAGAGAAAACUCUCCAGUAACUGUUAAUAGAAAAAAUAAUAGAAAAUCAGUAGAGCAAAGCGUUGAGCAGGCGCACUCGUAUAAUGAAAAUCUCGAGUUAAUAGAUAGCCUUACACCCAAUUUAGGUCGACGUAAGUCUAUUAAGUUUACCGGAAAUGUCGUUGAAGUACAUGAAGGAGACACAAAUCCGAUACAAAAGCCUGAGGGUCAGAGCUUGGUUAGUAUUUUGCGCUUCAAUCCUGAUGUAACGGAAAUAAAUGAUGCAAUUACAAUUGCUGAAAGAGACAAACGGGACGUCUCUUAUGAGAGCUAUGAAUCGUUUGAUAACUAUGGUUUCGAUGAUGAUGUUGAUGAGAACAGUCGUAAUGAUGCCUUUGUGAGUAGUAAAGAAAUCAAUAAAUCACAAGCGGAAGGGGAAGGAGAAGGAGCAGAGACAACUGAUAGCCCGUGCGCCUCUGCAGUAAAGAUGCCCUCUGAUGAAAGAAUACUCGGCGGUUUUAGUAAAAGAGUCGGCAUGCUGCGUAAUCUAACUCGCGGCCAUUCGCAAGUCAUUAAAGAUAUUACAGCGUCAACGGAAAAGCUAUUCAUUUCGAUGGCCUCGGAAGAAACGCGUUUACAGUUAAAAGAAGUGAUAAAACGGAAAACAUUUCAGCUGAAAGGUGCAUUCAAUCAGUGCUCGGAGUCUUGAUAGUGAUUUAAGUAAUUUUUAAUAGGCUAUGUACAUAUACUACAUAUUAUAUAUGGAAUGAAGAAGACCAAGGUAGUAUUAUAAGUUUAAAAAUAGA